Messenger RNA from Caenorhabditis remanei, 975 nucleotides. RefSeq lists its product as uncharacterized. The record is from RefSeq and is a predicted model, not a curated record. NCBI's taxonomy places the organism in Eukaryota, Metazoa, Nematoda, Chromadorea, Rhabditida, Rhabditidae. The coding region runs from base 1 to 975 and encodes 324 amino acids. Gene Ontology annotation, cellular component: cilium. The transcript has 7 exons.
AUGACAGAAUCCCGAAAAGGAGUUGCUCUCCGAGAGCUCUACUGGAAAACUCUAGUUCUAGGAAGCCACUAUCCAGCAGAAUUCGAUGGAGGACGGUUUAGAAGCACGCCGGGAGAUUCAUUCCCAAUGGACGUUGUGAUUGGACUAGACAAAAUAGCCAAUGUCUAUAAGGUUGUCAUUGAUGCUGACGAGUCUUUUACGCCUUCUCGCGUUACAAUUCGAGUUGGAAAAGGGGAUUUGGGUAGCGAAGUGAACUACAAAAACGCGAGAAUCGCAAAGUAUCAGAAGCCUGUGACCUUGGAAUUCUUCCGAAGAGAACGAUCUGCGAGUCGAUUGGAGAGCAAAAACGCCUUCACCGACGCCGUCGGUCAAUAUGUCUGGAUCACCAUCGAGAAACCCAUUCCACUAUCUCAAAAUCCUCACGGUCAAAUUGAAAUCCGAAAACUAACAGUCCUCGGGUACCCUCUACCUGAAGAAAUGCUCCGGGGAGCCCCCAUCGAAGAGCAGAAAUCGAUAGAAGAUGACGUGGCAAGUCUGAAAAUGGAGAAGUUGGAAAUAGAGCCACGUGGAGUUCCGAGAAAAGAGCAGAAAGUGGAGAGACAUAGCUACGAAGGCGACGGAAUGUCAAUGAAAUCGGAGACGAAUCUCAGUGGUGACCCGUUGACAUCAAUCCGAACGAUUCGGAAAGUUCUCGAGCAGAAAAUGGAGAAGGCAAACUUCGACGGAAAGACAAUUCAGGCUACAGUAUGUCUACGGGCGAUACAGAGAAUCGACGAGUAUGAGGCGAGGAUUGAGGAUUUGGCGACGAGGAGAAGCAAGGCGUUGGAAGUUGGAGACUUGAAUAUGGCCGAACGUCACCGCCUUGCAAUGAUCGACUGCCGUGAUACAGUAUUCCGGGCGGUUCAUGUGGACUUACUACUCGAUAGAGAUGAGCUCCGCGCCAUCGGCGUCCAAUCGGAAUGGGCGGAUAGAUAA